Microthlaspi erraticum is the source of this 528-nucleotide messenger RNA. NCBI's taxonomy places the organism in Eukaryota, Viridiplantae, Streptophyta, Magnoliopsida, Brassicales, Brassicaceae. The record is from the annotation of a GenBank genome assembly.
AUGACUCAGGAGGAGCAGAAAGAAAAGGUCACGGAGCCCGAAAUCGCCGUGCCGGACAAAUCAUCGCCGUCCACGGAGGAGAAGUCCGACGAUUCCAAAGCUCUUGUUCUCGUCGUCGCAAAAGAACCAGAGGAAGAGAAGAAAGAAGGUUCAGUCAACCGAGAUGCUACUUUGGCUAGACUCGAGACAGAAAAGAGGUUGUCUCUCAUCAAAGCUUGGGAAGAGGCUGAGAAAUCCAAAGUGGAGAACAAAGCUCAGAAGAAUCUUUCUUUAGUUGGAGCUUGGGAAAACAGCAAGAAAGCAUCUGUGGAAGCUGAGUUAAAAAAGAUCGAGGAGAAACUAAUCAAGAAGAAAGCUGAGUACGCGGAGCAGAUGAAGAACAAAAUAGCCAUAAUCCACAAAGAAGCUGAAGAGAAAAGAGCUAUGACCGAAGCUAAGCGUGGGGAAGAAGUUCUCAAGGCCGAGGAGAUGGCUGCAAAGUACCGCGCCACAGGAACUGAACCAACAAAGCUCUUUGGCUGCUUCUAA